Messenger RNA from Dendrobium catenatum, 1049 nucleotides. Its product is annotated as glycine-rich protein A3. The coding region runs from base 29 to 751 and encodes 240 amino acids. The transcript is spliced from 3 exons. Lineage: Eukaryota; Viridiplantae; Streptophyta; Magnoliopsida; Asparagales; Orchidaceae. The record is from RefSeq and is a predicted model, not a curated record.
GCCCAUCUCACGCGGUAUUUUCUGCUAAAUGUCAAAAAAGAUCACUUCAUCUCAGACGCGUCCGCAAUUAAAAGGGUAUUCUUUUUCACUUUUUGUGGAAAAAAAAAGAGUAUUCUCGCCUUCCUCUCCAAUUUACCCGCACAGAGAAGCAGGAAUUCUUCGUUUGGAUUUCCCUCAAGCGAACGUAAUGGGUGGUGGAAAUGGCAACCAUGAUGACACUUCUGAGAAGGGUUUUUUGUCAAACCUGGCACAUGCAUUUGGUGCAGGAUACCCAUUCCGCCCACCAUAUCCACAACAAGGAUACCCUUCAGCACCUGGAGCAUAUCCACAACAAGGAUACCCUUCAGCUCCUGGAGCAUAUCCACCUCAAGGUUACCCUUCAGCACCUGGAGCAUACCCUCCGCAUGGUUAUCCUCCGCAAGGUUAUCCUCCGCAUGGCUACCCACCAACAGGACAUCAGUCCCAUGGCGCAUACCCUCCAGCCGGUUAUCCUGGUCCUUCUGCUCAUGGCCAUGGGUCUAGCAUGGGGGCUUUAUUAGCAGGCGGUGCAGCUGCUGCAGCCACUGCUUAUGGUGUUCAUCAGCUUUCUCAUCAUGGCCACAUGGCCUACCAUGGAUUCGGACACCAUGGGAAAUUUAAGCAUGGAAAGUUCAAGCAUGGGAAAUUUGGCAAGCAUAUGAGGCUUGGGGGGAAGCACAGACUGUUUGGCAAACAUAAAAUGUUUGGAGGCAAGUUCAGAAAGUGGAAGUGAUUGAGAUGCUUAUGCCUACUGACUUCUUUAGGAAUAGACAGUUUUCUAUUACUGUUUGGGUUCUUCGUCAAUUACUUUGUUCAGGGCUUCUCUAUCUUUAUCAUGAGCCAAAAACUUUGUCUAUACUAAAAAUCGCUUGGAGUUCCAUAUGUGGGUGUGGUUUGUACUGCUUGGUUAUAUAUCUAUCCUUGAAGAUAAAUGCACAUAAUAAUCAGCUUUGUGUGGUUUGAACCAUCUCUGAGCUUGUGUGAUUCAAAUCUUUUUGAAAAGAAGAAAAUUUCUUGCUGGAUUCUAAGAA